This is a messenger RNA of Anolis sagrei ordinatus, 1394 nucleotides long. Its product is annotated as polymeric immunoglobulin receptor-like. Gene Ontology annotation, cellular component: plasma membrane. The record is from RefSeq and is a predicted model, not a curated record. Gene Ontology annotation, molecular function: transmembrane signaling receptor activity. NCBI's taxonomy places the organism in Eukaryota, Metazoa, Chordata, Lepidosauria, Squamata, Anolidae.
GUCAGGCUAAAGAAGAGGGUAUAGCUCUGAAGAAACCCUGUAAAACGUUGAUCUGGAAGAAAUUGCUAUCUGCACAUAAAAUUGGUAAAUUUAUGAAACAUUUUGGAGCUAACAUUACUGGAAUUUCUGAAUAGAUGAUGCUUCUAUCAGUACUGAAUGUAAAAUAAAUAUGCAUUAGCUGUUAAUGAUAAGCAUCCAGUUGAGACUGUUUUGCAUUUUGUAUAUUCUGGAGUUCAGGCAUGAUGGUGAUCAUCUUUCUUUUUCAUCUGCUUCUGAUACAUGUUUCAGGUUCAUUAUAUGGGCCACGGCUCAUGAUAAGUCAUGUUGGAGGAUCAGUGACAAUCAAAUGCUAUUAUUCAACCACAAGCGCCAAUAAACAUGACAGAAAAUACUGGUGCAAGGAAUCCAGCUUUUCUCGUGGGAGGUGCCAAGUGAUUGUUUCAACAAAUCAUUUCACCCUUCAAGACUAUGAAGGAAGAGUAUCCAUCAAGGAUAGCCCUCAUAACGGGCUUUUGCAAAUAACAAUGACACAGCUGAAAAGGAAUGACUCCAGUAAUUACAGAUGUGGCAUUGGCAAAUCAACCCAUGGUUUAUUUGCUGGAGUGAAUGUAACUAUUUGGGAAGGUUUAAAUCUUCCUGAACCCCCCAAAAUUAUUUGGGGUAAACUGAGAGGGUCAGUGAUGAUCCAGUGUCCAUCUGAAACUACUGGAGAGCUGUGCAAACUGAGCAAAUUGGGCUGUUCUCCCAUAAGAAAAAUAAGCAAGGGCAGGAUGAAACAGCUGGAUGAAAGAAUUACUUUCACUGUGAUAGAUAUCUCAAAAACUUUCAACAUCACUAUAAAUGAACUGAGAAAAGAAGACUCUGGAAUCUAUAAGUGUGGAACUGAAGUACCCAAUGACUUUGGAAAAAUGAUACAACUUCAAGUCACAGAGGCAUCUGUUUUUUCCAACAUUGCAAAUGAAUUGCAAGGUACGUCUGUGCCAGAAACUCCUUUCAACAUACAUGUGAAACAAGACACAUAUGAGUCAGAAACUCCUUCCCACAGACAUGUGACAUCUGCAACUGACAUCUCAAAGGAAAGAUCCUCACAAACAAAGCAAAACUUUAUUUCAAUUAUAUUACCAAUUCUUCUUGUCCUCAUUCUGGUUCUUGCGGCCAUUGCUAUUGUUGUAUAUAUUAAGAUCAGACAGCAAAGGAAGUUUGAAAUUUCUACACAGAUGAAGGGAAAAAUGGCACUAGCCGACCCAAAGUGUUCAGAAGAACAACUUAAAGAGGAAAAUAAUGCCUCGGCAGAUGAAGAAGAGUCUACUACGGGCACAGGCAAAGACGGCAGAGUCGAAACUAUCUAUUGUUUGGUCAGCAACGACCCAGACACGACACAAGACACUGACUGA